Molecule: messenger RNA, 2243 nt
Organism: Colossoma macropomum (tambaqui)
Lineage: Eukaryota; Metazoa; Chordata; Actinopteri; Characiformes; Serrasalmidae
Exons: 7
Coding region: 305-1888 (527 amino acids)
Source: RefSeq, a predicted model, not a curated record
CGUCAUUUGUUCCAGCGCAGUCACCGGCGCGCGCGGGGCUCGGUGCUCAAUGCGCUCCUCCCAAAUCCCGGACUGCUCCGUUAUCUGCCCCGUUAGAGUCCUCCAUACCGGAACUUCAGCCGCUGCUACCGAGAGCGUUCCCGGAAUGUGACCACCUACUAAACAAAGCCCGAAAGCCCGUUCAGACCGUUCAGUCCGUUCAUUCGCCGCAGCAAGAAAAGCCUGAAUGCUCUCAAAGUGGUGCAGCAUCUGUUCUUUAGCUGACAGAUGUGCAGCGUGGCUUGACUGAGGUGUGCUUGCUGCGAUGGUGCUGGAUCUGGGGGAGAACUGUAUGGAGCGGGCUGAUGGGGAGGGCAUGGCCACUACUGGCGCAGACGUUCAGGAGUCAGAGCCCAUUUUGGAAAAACCCAAACCUGUCCGGGCCAGAGCCAGAACCAGCAGCAUCACCCAGAGGGACAGACUGCUGCACAAUGGGCCUCAAGCACAGACUUGUACAUCCGCCCUUGGUAAUACACAGUCGGAGCAAAGGGCUAAGUGUGGGGUGGGGGGAAGCAGCAGAGGAGCUGAGCCAUCAGGUGGACCCCGAAGGCCCCUGAGCCUGGAGAUCAAACCCCAGCGCCUUAGAGCCAAUCAUCAUCAGCCUGACAGGAAGGUUGUGCAGCCACCAUGGCGUUGUGGUGCGCCCUCUCCUCCAGUACGAAGCCUGACAAGCCCCAGCCUGGGCCCUGGAGGCUGGAUGCGCCGCAGCGAGAGCACCUGCACCAUGAAUGCCACAGCGCCCCCUAGAGCAGGAAGAGGACGAAUGCGACCAGCGACUUCCUUGCCGCACAUCGCCAGGGGUAUCGGGGCCACACCACUUCCCACACCUUCUACUCCACGUGGACCCUGCCUGCUGGUAGCUCUGCGCCCCACAAAUCUCGAGCAGGAGCGCCAGACCUUUUUCCAGUCGGACUAUAAGUACGAGCCUCAGUUUGAGUACACUUCCCCAGAACCCAGCAGCGUACUGGAGAAGUAUAAGGAAGGCUCAGGUCUCUUUCUUUCCCAGGCAGUUGGUAUAAUGGAGUGUGUCUUGAGGAAGUUUGGCACUUAUGAGAACUUUGAAGAAGUUACAGGAGGAAGUGUUCUGCCAAAAAGCAGAGUGUGGUCAACAGCGCGCAAGUACUUACAGAAAGAGGGCUGUGUGGGAGAGGUGGUGGUGUGUCUGUCUGACGAGCUGCUGUCCCAGGCUGUGAUGAUGGUGGAGAGCUGUAGGCCAACGCUAACAAUCAACUUGUCCGGAGCAAGGCAACACUGGCUAGAAGGGAUGCUGAGACAUGAGAUUGGUACACAUUACUUACGGGGUGUGAAUAACAGUAUGCAGCCAUGGGCCACUGCUGUUGGAAGGAAGCAAUUUGGACUAAAGCCAGCCAAUCCUACAGAGGAGGGACUGGCCAGCCUUCACAGUGUGUUGUUGCGGAAACAGCCAUUCUUGUGGCGAGCUGCUCUUCUGUACUACACUGUGCACCAUGCAGCCAACAUGAGCUUCAGCCAGCUUUUCAGCCAUAUUGCUCGCUUUGUCCAGGAUCCUGCUGUACGCUGGGAGUACUGCCUCCGUGCCAAACGGGGACAAACAGAUACCUCUAAACCAGGCUGCUUCAGUAAAGAUCAGGUUUACCUUGAUGGAAUCCUUAGGAUUUUACGCCACAGGAGAAACAUAGAUUUCAAGAUGUUAACCUCACUGGGAAAGGUGUCCUAUGAAGAUGUGGAGAGACUUCGUCCUUUUGCAGUUCUCCACAAAACGAAGAUUCCUCACUUCAUGCGAGACCAAGAACGUUACCUGCAGCAACUCGACCACAUUGUUACAGUGAACGAACUGAACGACGCUGAGCUGCAAGAACUGAUCCCAUGAAUCUUCAGGUAGCUGGUUGUUCUGGAGAAAGGAGUCAGAUUUGAACAUCUGUUCCAUCGCUUUUAUAAACACACUAAUCACAUCAAAACCGAAUUGUUCUGGGCAAAAAAAACCAUUGUUUUGUGCCUGGAUUAUAAUUAGCGGUCGAAUAUCAUAUAUAAAAGUAUCAUGCCAGUACCAUAUCAACACAUCUGACAGUUAUGUUGAAUGGAAGGUCAUUUUAUCGUUUUAUGGUAGUUUUAUCAUGUUAAUAUCACUUACGUGUUAACAGUCUUUGUUAAAGCUUUUUAAGUGCCAGUAGAACUAAGUAUAACACUUUGAUAUAUAUUUGAUGGCUGCCUACGUAAAGACUUCA